GGAGGGGACACUCUGGGGGCCCACCCCACCCCCGCCCGUCCUGCUCCCUUGGCGGUGGCUUUGGGGCUCCUCCCCCAUGGGGGUCCCUGCUGUCCCCGCGUCUGUCCCCGCGCUGCCCCCGUCCUGGCUCCACAACCCUCCGUGGCUCCCACCUCCCGCGGGGGACAAAACCCACUGGGGGGGUCCCAAGCUUGGGGGGGGACCAUCAAAGCUCCCCAUGUCCCUUCUCCCCCCAUGACAGCUUUGGGGACUCGGAACUGGGGGUCCCCGACCCGUGCCACCCCAUUCCACCCACACAGCCACAGGUACACACGUGACACGCCCAUUUCUCAGAUGGGCCCAUCGAGGCACGGGGCCGUUCCGCUUUUUGUCCCCCAAGGUCCUCCAGAAAGCGCAGGUGCAGGGGAGGCCAGCCUCGAGGCCUCAGCCUCCAGAACACCCCCCCCACCCUGAGACGGAAUCGGGGUCCCCUGUGACGCCGGGGAGGUGACAACGGGCACCCGGCUGCCAGGUUGGGCCUCCUCCUCUGAGCUGAGCUGCUCCCAGAUGGUCGGCACGGAGACCCGCCAGCGGAGGCCGGACAGCCAUGGCCGGCCGGGGGACCCGGGGCUGUCACACCCGCUAGGCUCGGCCGGACCUCCCGCCGCAGCCUCCGAGCCGGGGCCUCCGAGGCCCCCCGAGAGCCCAGUGGAGGCCGCCACAGCCCUGGAGGCUGAGCCUCGCCAGGAGACGGCCUUCUCGAUCGGCCUCCAGGUGACCGUGCCCUUCAUGUGCGCCGGCCUGGGGCUGGCGUGGGCGGGCGUGCUGCUGAACCGCUUCCAGCACUGGCCGGUGUUCCUGGGGGUUCGCGACCUGCUGACGCUGGUGCCGCCGCUCGUGGGCCUCAAGGGCAACCUGGAGAUGACCCUGGCGUCCCGGCUGUCCACCGCGGCCAACACGGGACAGAUCGACGACCCCCGGGAGCAGCUCAAGGUCAUCAGCAGCAACCUGGCCCUCAUUCAGGUGCAGGCCACCGUGGUGGGGCUGCUGGCGGCCUUGGUGGCCCUCCUCCUGGGCGCGGCCUCCCGAGAGAGGCUGGACCUCGCCCAGGCCGCACUGCUGUGCGCCAGCAGCGUCGUGACAGCCUUCCUCGCCGCCUUCGCGCUGGUGAAGGGCCCUCUUUUCCGAGCAGUGGAGGCUCCCCCGAGCAGUGGGAGGUCCCCGAGCAUGGAGGACCCCCCAGCGCAGUCAGGCCCCGAGCAUGGAGGCCCCGAGCAGUGCGGCCCCGAGCAGUGCGAGGCCCGGUACCGAGCAGUGGAGGCCCUCCGAGCAGUGCAGGCCCAUGCUCCUGAGCACCGUCCGAGGCCCGCCGAGCAGUGGAGCCCCCGAGCAGUGGGCCCCCCAGCAGUGGAGGGCCCGUCAGGCCGAGCAGUGGCAGCCCCCGAGCAGUGGAGGCGCCGCUUACCCCGAAGACAGUGGAGGCCCCCCAGUCAGGCACGCACCCGAGCAGUGGAGCCCCUCCAGCACGCGCGCGCCCCCCGAGCAGUGGAGGCCCCCAGCAGUGAGGCCCCCGAGCCAGUGAGCAGAGCCGCCGAGCAGUGGAGGCCUCCCCUCAGCAGUUCAGGCCCCACGAGCAGUGGAGGCCCGAGCAGUGCAGCCCAACCCGCGGAAGUCAGUGGAGGCCCCCUGAGGCCCCGUAGCAGUGGGGGCCCCGAGCAGUGCGGGCCCCGAGCAGUGGAGGCCCCCGAGCAGUUGCAGGCCCCGAGCAGGUGGGCCCCCGAGCAGUGCAGGCCCCGAGCAGUGGAGGCCCCCGAGCAGUGGAGGCCCCCGAGCAGUGGAGCCCCCGAGCAGUGGAGGCCCCCGAGCAGUGGAGGCCCCCGAGCAGUGGCAGGCGCUCGAGUUCCGAGCAGUGGAGGCCCCUUCGAGCGUGAGGCCCCGAGCAGUGGAGGCCCCCGAGCAGUGGAUGGCCCCGAGCAAUUCCGAGAAGGGGCCCCGGCUCCGUCUUCCUCAGGGGUCGGCGGGAACCUCGUGGCCGUCCAGACCAGCCGCCUGUCCACGCACCUGCACGUGUCCAGCCCGCCCGGGGUCCUGCCCGUCUCCAUGAAGGCCUUCUGGCCCAGCCCUUGUGCCGUCUUCUGCUCGCCAGGCACGAACUCCAUGUCGGCGCGUGUCCUGCUGCUGCUGGUGGUGCCGGGCCACCUGGCCUUCUUCUACCUGGUGUCGCUGGUGGAGGGCCGGGCCGGCCUCUCUGACGGGGCCUUCUCUCGUGCCCUUCUGCCCCUGCGCCAGGUGGCCAUCCUGCUGUACCUGGCGGAGGUGCUCGUGCGGGUGACCUGGCGGCACGCCCUGGACCCCGACAACCACUGCAUCCCCUACCUCACCGCGCUGGGCGACCUGCUGGGCACCGGCCUCCUGGCUCUCUGCUUCCUCCUCGACUGGCUGCUGAGCAGCGCGCCCGGCCGGGCCGGCCUCCCGGAACGCGCGCCCGGACCCCCCUGACCGGCCCGGCCCGCCCCGGUGGCGCUGCGGAAUGUUCCAGAAAGCAGCUCCUCCUUCGCGGGACCCUGUCGUGCCUGUUGAGCCCUUGCCUCUGCAGUAGCCUUUUGUUUUUUUUUGAGCCAGAGUCUGGCUCUGUCGCCCGGCCUGAGUGAGCGCCGUGGCGUCAGCCUCGCU
This is a messenger RNA of Microcebus murinus (gray mouse lemur), 2652 nucleotides long. The record is from RefSeq and is a predicted model, not a curated record. Lineage: Eukaryota; Metazoa; Chordata; Mammalia; Primates; Cheirogaleidae.